AUAUUCUUGCUGGCCCAUACUCUUAGAAGCUUCCUUUCUGUUCUAGCUUCCUCCCCAAGCUGGUGACCCGACGACAUCCAUCGCCACAUUCCUAAAACCCUCCUUCUUCUUCCUUAAACCCUAUAAUCGCCUUCUUCUAGAAAUUGAUAAUCUCCCAGGCGCCAUCUUUCCGAGCUUCAAUCAUGGUGGUCAGCAGAAUCGCGUCUCGGCUCUCAAAGUCUGCUCUGGUUCAGUGCUGGAACUCGUUGAUCUUAUUUGCGCGGCAGCAGAAACCACAGGCCCCGAACCUUUCGAAUCGAUUCCAUUCCAUAUGUUAUCCCCAAUCCUCGGUUGUUCCUGGUCAUAUCUCUCUUCUGCGUGAAUCGGCCAUUAGUAGAUCUGGCUCUCAAUGGUUUGGAAUGUCAUCAUCGGCAUCUCCACAAUCAGAUGAAAAGGAGACAACCCAGGCAGGAAAUGAACAGCGGGAAAAAACUGAAACUGACACUAGCAAAAGUGUGAAUAAUGAUGCCGAAUCUUCUGAGGAAUCCAACAAAUCAGAUUUGGAGGACCUUUCCAGGGAUGAUCUGGUGAAACUCGUGCUGGAGGUUGAAGAAAAACUGAAGGGGAAACAAAAAGAAGUUGAUCAAAUGAAGGACAAGGUUCUUCGCACUUUUGCUGAUAUGGAGAACACAAUGGAUAGAAAUAGACGUGAAACAGAGAACUCCAAGAAGUUUGCCAUCCAGAACUUCGCAAAAGGCCUUCUAGAUGUUGCAGACAAUUUGAAUAGGGCUUCAAAAGUUGUAAAAGAAAGCUAUUCCAAGAUCGAUGCUUCUAGUGACACUACCGGUUCAAUGCAACUUCUGAAAACGCUACUUGAAGGUGUUGAAAUGACUGAGAAGCAACUGGCUGAGGUGCUCAAGAAAUUUGGAGUUGAAAAAUAUGAUCCUGUGGAUGAGGAGUUUGAUCCAAAUAAGCAUAAUGCGGUAUUCCAAGUGCCAGACCCUUCCAAGAAGCCUGGCACUGUUGCAGUUGUCCUUAAGUCGGGGUACACAUUACAUGAACGAAUCAUUCGGCCAGCAGAAGUCGGGGUUGCACUGGCAGUGGAGAAUGAAGCAGCAGAUGAAUGAUGUGAGAAUCUUUUAAUGGAGUGAGUGACUUUAGAAAUGGAGUUUUUCUCUCUUUUGGGGUUUCUUCAAGAUUUGCCAUUAGUUUUAGAAAAAAAUUUAAACUUUGCCCAGCAGUGGAACUCGGCUCCCUCUCCGCUCUCCACUCUCCAGUAAUAUACUUCUUUUUCUUCAAGAAAAUUAUCUGCAUUACUUUUAAUGAUGUUUUUGUAAUUGAAAAGAAAUUACUAAAGAUUUUAAUUAUUAGGAUUUGCUGUAUAAAUCUAUUCGUGAGUUUUUUUAAAGGAAAAAACUUAUGAAGACAUCUGAGCUCAAGAUCAGACAUACUAACCAAACUAUAAACAAUUUAGACCAACAAAAAAAAAAUGCAUAUUUAUAAUACCAUCAAAUUAUUUGAAACAAACAAGACCAUGUUACAAAACCUUAAGUCUUUGAUUACCUUCAUUGUUCUAAUUACUACUCAAAAACAAAAUAUAGGGCCUAGAACAUGUUCCGAAACAUGACCUUGUUCAUUUUUUUCACAUUUCAAAACCGGUCCUGAACUCUAUGGUUCCAACAUACCUGAUUCCAAGUUCGACUUACUGCUUCACUCAAAAUCACUGGUUCUUGGUUCCCGGCAUUACCUUCGAUUUCC
This is a messenger RNA of Cuscuta campestris, 1737 nucleotides long. NCBI's taxonomy places the organism in Eukaryota, Viridiplantae, Streptophyta, Magnoliopsida, Solanales, Convolvulaceae. The record is from the annotation of a GenBank genome assembly.